Molecule: messenger RNA, 1087 nt
Organism: Heterotrigona itama
Lineage: Eukaryota; Metazoa; Arthropoda; Insecta; Hymenoptera; Apidae
Source: the annotation of a GenBank genome assembly
UUAACAAAUAAAUAUGAUAAUGGUGUGUUACGGCUGAUGAAGUAACUAAAAUCUUGGUUCUUACAUUUGUGUUAUCAAAUCUUUUUCUUUUCUUUGUUUCAGCCGAUAUUUUCGACGAAGUUGGCGAUCAAGUGAAAUCGAUUCCUGGUUUGCGCGCCAAAUGCCUCGGAGGUGGUAGAAUAGAGCACGACCCCGAUGAGAGGACCAUCAAAGUCUACGGAUACUCUCAGGUAAAUCCGCAGAUUAAUGAGCCCUAACGAACUUCGCUGGUUUACUAACUCUCGAUUCAUUUACAUCCUAUUAAUUUAACAACCAUUACCAUUCUACCUACAUCGUCAUUCACAUUGUCUUCUACGCUCUUCUGAACUUUGUCCACGUUAUUUAAUAAUGCAAUUACGUUUAAAUCCCGAAGAGUCACAGGUCAGACGCAGUGGAUGAAAGUUUUAUUAUGUCGAUGUAUCAAGGAGACUUUGAUAGAAAUUCCCCAUUAAGUCAAGCUUAAGAGCAGAUCGGAAUUAAAUGAAAGAUAAAUCCGCGAACGUGGUAGAUAAAAAAUUGAAUUUCGCCUGAGAUUUGCAGGGCAAACUCAGUGUGUACCAAUGAUCAUUCACCGGCUCCCAAUUUUAAACAGUAAAAGUUGGUAAACUAAUUAUUCUACUUUCAAGAUAACGAUGGAGUAAAGGUAUGAUGAGAUCAGCGAAAUUCGCAUAAAACUUUAUCGUAUCAUAGCCACAGAACCAAUCGCGAUAUACGAUCGAGGGGUUUGUUUAUUGAAAAAAUAGUUUUCCCGGGUAUAAACAAGAAAGCCUUGAGGGAGAAUAAUUUUAAUGUUGCCCGGGGUAUCGUAUCAUUUUUUUUUUCUUUUUGUUUUUUCGCGUAUCAAAGUCGAAAGCACUGUAAGAAUUGAUCUUUGACUUUAGGCUAUAGAAAAUUCGUAAUUUACGAAUUGGUAAAAGAAACGAAAAAAGUGAUGUGACGUUCGAUUUACUUUCAGGGUUUCGGAAAGGCAGAUCACGAAGUGUCUGUUAGUCUAUUGAAAAAGCAGUAUCCCGAUUAUACUAUCACUUGCUCCGACGAUGGAUAUUAA